Molecule: messenger RNA, 3260 nt
Organism: Bombyx mori (domestic silkworm)
Lineage: Eukaryota; Metazoa; Arthropoda; Insecta; Lepidoptera; Bombycidae
Product: facilitated trehalose transporter Tret1-2 homolog
Exons: 5
Coding region: 856-2493 (545 amino acids)
Biological process (GO): transmembrane transport
Cellular component (GO): membrane
Molecular function (GO): transmembrane transporter activity
Source: RefSeq, a predicted model, not a curated record
AGUAACAGUUCAAUUGUGAUACCGCAUUGUACUUUUCCCGGCCGGCGGGACGGUCGUCGCACGUAACCAGACAAUUGAGUGCAGUGGGUCGUGGUAAAAAGUUACGACAAAAAAAAAAAAAACUGACAAAAUUGGUGUUCGAAAAUGUGUGUUUUGUCUUCUUUUUUUCAAACAACAAAAUGAAAAUUUAACCACCAAUAUCGUUUUGUUAAAAAAAAGAAUAAUUGUGAACUAAGAAUCGAAGAAAAAAAAUUUGAAAAACAAAAAAAAAUGGUGUCCGAAAAUUGAGAGUGAGUUUAGUUUUAAACGCUUUAAUCUGCGAAUCUUUCAACAGAUUACCGACAAGAUAAUACGUACAUACAUACGUUUUGUUGAAUACUAAUUAUAUUAUUAAUCCUGACAUAAAUGAAAUUAAGUAUACAAUAACGAAUUGUAUGAUAAAUUAAAUAAUAAAAUAUUACCAACGAUAAAAUUUUAAAAUAAACUAAGUUUUCAAUCUGCUAAAAGCAGUUUAGUGUUGUUUUUUUUUGUCAAAACAACUUCAGCUUGUAUGUAAUUUUUAUAUCAAAUACUCGCUUAACACUUAACUUGUUCGGUACAAAAUAUAUUAUACUUAACAUAAAAAAAACAUACAACCACAUAUUUGUAAUAGCAUUAUUAAUACGUUUGAAAAAUGUGUUAGCUUAUAUGGCCUUCAAAAUAUUUUUGUAUAAAUUAAGAAAAUUGAUUGUGUUAGAGACUAGAUAAACACAAUUUUGCACCAAAAAUUAUGGACCGCGGCAAUGUGACUUUCUAAAGACAGUCAACGUUCAGCACUUACCAAGACAUUCGGAUUUAAAGUCCGUUGUUAUUGAAAUGUUCAAGAGGACAGCGGUUGAAUUUAUUAAGCGGAGCGUCCGAAGCGCUCGUGUAGCGGCUUCUGCUGCGGGCUCGGCCGCGUGGAGUGAGCACCGGACACACAACAUGUUGGCGAACAUCAAAGGUUUCUGGAAGGUGUGCCGAUAUGGUGACCUAUAUAUGGUGUUGGCGGCCCUUGCCGCGCAAUCUAUCAACAUAUCGGUGGGUUUCUGUCAGGGCUUCUCGGCGGUUCUGCUGCCCCAGUACUCGCUUGAGUAUCCGUCCAUAUCGUACGAACAGAGCUCAUGGAUUGCAAGUCUGGGUGUGAUCUCCAACCCCAUUGGAGCGCUGCUGGGCGGCAUGAUGGUGGACGCAGUGGGGCGGCGGCUGCUGUUGCAGUCGAUCGUGCUGCCGAACCUCAUAGGCUGGCUGGUCAUAGCCUUCUCAGAGACCUACGUCUUCCUCUGCAUAGGACGAUUCAUCACCGGAUUCACUAUCGGAAUGUCAACGGUAUCGUACAUCUACGUGGCUGAGAUCACGACUCCAGAAAAGAGAGGGGUUCUCAGCGCUUUAGGGCCCGGCCUGGUCUCCACCGGGAUAUUCAUCGUCUACUCCUUAGGAGCCUUCAUUCACUGGCGAAAAGUGGCCGCUAUUUGUGCGGGAGUGUCUCUACUGACUCCCUUCUUGAUGUACUUCGUUCCAGAGUCACCUCUGUGGCUCGCCUCUAAAGGACAAAUGAAAGAAGCUUACAACGCUAUGUUCUGGCUCCGUCAGAACAACAGCACGGCGCAACAAGAACUCAUGGAGUUCACCAAAGACCGCAAGGAACAGCAGAUGAACUUCAAACAGAAAUUAGCACUCUUCAAACGGAAAAACGUCCUCAAGCCCUUCGUAUUAUUAAUAGUUUUCUUCAUCUUCCAAGAAAUGUCAGGGAUUUACAUCAUAUUGUAUUACGCUGUGGAUUUCUUCAAGUCUGUAGGUACUAGCGUCAACGAGUUCACGGCUUCCAUCAUAGUGGGAGGUGUGAGAGUCUUCAUGGGAGCAGUCGGCGCUUGUCUUAUUAACAGCUUCAGAAGGAAGACCCUGGCAGCAGUAUCAGGACUGCUGCUGGGCAUCGCCAUGCUGGGGGCCGCGGUGUGCGACAGUCUCAAUGGACCUCCGCUAGUGAAGCUCGGCUGUGUGCUAUUACACGUUUCCUUCAGCAUGGUCGGCUUCCUCCAACUGCCCUGGAUCAUGUCCGGAGAACUGUACCCUCAGGAUAUCAGAGGAGUCAUGUCCGGGGCGACUUCGUGCUGCGCUUACGUCCUCAUUUUCUUCAACAUAAAAACGUAUCCUAAAUUGGAGAACUUACUCACGAGCAACGGGACUUUGUAUUUGUUCGGGUUCUGUGCAAUGAUAGGAGCGGCAUACUGCUUCCUGUUUCUGCCGGAGACUAAAGGGAAGACUCUCACGGAAAUCAUGAGGCAGUUCGACGAUGAUAACAAAAAUGAGAAAGAUCUUGAAGCCGGCUACAAGAGCGAUAAGGGAUGCAGUAUCGAGGGCAGGCCAGUGCAGAGGAGACACAGCGCUGGAGCCGCUGUUUCUUUAGAAAAGAGCGAAGACUUUAAGCUUUGGAAGCCAGAAGAGUCGAAUAAAACGGACACUCAUUGUGAUUGAGCUCUUUGCAUUUAUGGUCUCCUGGUAUUUGGACUUCGGUGAUAACUUAACGUUACGAGUUAUAUUUGAAUUUUUAUUACUUUUUCGAAAUUAUGGCGGACAUUCAUUGUGAUUGAGCUCUUUGCAUUUAUGGUCUCCUGGUACUCGGACUUCGGUGACAAUUUAACGUUACGAAGUUAUAUUUUGAAAUUAUUUUAACUUCUUCGAAAUUAUGGUCUCCUGAUAAUUUGAGAUUUUAUUGCAGCGAAUUAGAUGUUUUUUAUUAGUUUAAUUAAUAAGUUACCAAUGAAUUUAAAACAUUAAUUAUGUGUACUAGUUGUUGUUAUAUUUAUUAAGUAGUUUUUUUUUGUGUAAUUUUAAUUAUUAAUCGUGAAUUUUGUGAUCAGUAUUAUUAUAGGUUCAAAUAUUUUUAAUUGUAGAUUUAAACGAGAAAGUUUAAACAUUCCUAUUCAAAGUUUUAGUUAAUAAGGAGGUGAUGAUUUAAUUUAAUUAUUUUUAGGUACAAAAUAAAGUUGCUUGUGUACUUUUUAGAUGUUUACAUUUUAGGGAUUUGAUUGUUUUCGUGUAAUGUUUAAUUAUUUAAUAGGGUUCGGAAAAGCAGCGUGCAAUUCAAAUGUGAUUUAUAUACUGUAUGUUACCAUAACGUAUGUGUAAAUAUUAUAUUAGGUAUAAUGAAACAAUAAUAGUUAAUAUAUUUAAGGCUCUAUUAAUUAUUGUGUAUGGUGAUUCAACUGUGAUGACUGAAAUAAAUUUAGUGUUUCUUUAAA